CAAGGUUUGAUCAGUUCAUAUUGUUAUGUCCAUAUUACGCGUCUCUAACGGGUUUAGCGUCAUUUAUUUCUUGUCAGCAGCAGUUUGACAGCCGUUCUCAGUGUAGUCACAUGACCUUCUAUUGCUCUUCUCUUUGCUCAGCGGAACGUCCUCCUCCUUCCUCCACUUGUUCAGCUGUCAUACUACAACAUCCACAGGAUCUCUGUAUUAUAUUUUUUUCUGUGUGCAUUGGUUUCCAGCGUCUUCAUCUUUCAGUAGCUUGCCUCAUUUUCCGGCUCUUGUUUGGACACUGUGACCACACCGUUAGUGGUAUACAUGCGGAGUUGCCCCGCGCAGCUUGUGAGCUAUUAUCAAUCGCAAGUACAGUGCUUGAACGUGAGCAAUUCAUGAAGAUUCACGUCUUCCACAUAAAUCCGAAUCAUUUGUAUCUUGAACACCCAUCGCUGGGUUGAAUUUUCACAGCUCAAUUCGCUGUCAUGCAUCCAACACGUCUGUGUCGCCUGGGAGCUCUCCGGCCAAACCUGGCAAAACACACCGAGAAUCUGGUCUCAUAUCGCCCUUUCUCUGCCAGAGCUCAAGGGAAUGAUCAGACUCUUACCAGAGCGCAAAGGGGUGACCAGAAGACGCCAAGGAAAGUCCAGAAGAAAGCUUCCGCCAACUCUAAAAUCUUCAAGGUCUCAGAUGAGGUUCGAGAAGCUAUCGAAACUGGCAAGCCGGUCGUGGCACUAGAGACCACUAUUUACACCCAUGGCUUUCCCUAUCCUGACAAUGUAGCGCUGGCAACGCACCUAGAGUCCGUUGUGAGGCGUAAAGGAGGGAUACCAGCAACAAUCGGAGUUUUAAACGGAGUUGCCAGAGUUGGCCUCAGCGAGGAAGAGCUAACAGAACUUGUCAAUCCAUCGAGCAAGACGGAGCUCAUGAAAGUCUCCAGGAGAGACUUGCCCUACAUUGCGGGACUUGGACUAACAGGGAGGAAGAUAAACGGUGGCACUACAAUCGCAGGCACAAUGCUCCUUGCGGAACUAGCAAAUAUCUCCGUAUUUGGAACGGGAGGCCUUGGCGGAGUUCACCGUGGUGGAGAGAACACCAUGGAUGUAUCUGCAGACCUCCAAGAGCUCGGGCGAACAAACGUCACAGUUGUUAGCAGUGGCUGCAAGAGCUUCAUUGACAUUCCGCGCACCUUGGAGUAUCUGGAAACGCAAGGCGUCUGCGUAGCUACGUUUGCAGGAGGCCGGAAAGGUGACAUAGAUUUUCCAGCGUUUUGGACACGAGAAAGCGGCGUUCGGAGUCCAAUGGUUAUCCAAAAUGCGGAAGAAGCUGCCGCAAUCAUACACGCGUCGGAAUUGUUCCGCUCCAACGGCAUGCUGUUUGCAAACCCUAUCCCCAAAGAGUGGGCGCUGGAAAAAUCCAAAAUAGACGAGGCUAUCGAAGCUGCUGUUGCAGAGGCAGCCGAAAAGGGGUUCCACGGCCACAGAAAUACACCUUUUAUUCUGUCUCGCAUCAAGGAGCUUACUGAAGGAAAGAGUGUGCCAGCGAACAGAGCCUUGGUCGAGUCGAAUGUGGCUAUAGCUACCAGGGUUGCCGUUGAGCUUGCAAAGCUAAGAAAUGCCGAGUCGAACACAUUUGCAUUACACACUCCCGUCAUAUCUCCCAAUGAAUUUCGAUACACUAAAGAAGCCGCAUUGUAUGGGGUGGAAAUCGAAUCCCCAGAGACAACACUUAGAGCUCCGACGCCAGAGCCAGUCCAAGCGAGCCCCAAAGUUUCAAAGCCCGCUUCACCACAACAGAAGGUAGACAUACUUGUAGCUGGAGCUGUUGCUGUGGACGUAUCGUGCAACUACAAACCAUUCGACAAGGCCGCUGAUUCGCAACCCCUGAUACACACAUCUAACCCUGCUUCUAUAACAGAAACCACAGGAGGCGUGGGUUUCAACGUCGCCACAGCAGCUCAGUAUGCCAGCAAGACCAAUUCUGUGCAGCUAUGCAGCCUCAUAGCCACGGACACAGCAGGCCAACUCGCGCUCUCGACAAUGAAUGAGUUCGGCCUUAGAAGCGACGGAAUCACUACGCUCGCAGCAGAUGCAAACACGAAGACCGCAAGGUAUGUGGCAGUCAACACCACAGGAAACGACUUAUUCGUCGCUAUGGCGGAUAUGGAUAUCCUUGGUGGUGCACGCGAUGACUUCCAACUGCAAUGGCAAAGUAAGAUCGAUGCUGCGAAACCGAAGUGGGUUGUCGUCGAUGCAAACUGGCACCCGUCUGCAUUCAAGCAAUGGAUUACUGCGGCCAGCGCAGCAGGGGCCAAAGUGGCCUUCGAGCCUGUCUCAACAGCCAAGUCACAAGUUCUCUUCCCCGAACCAUCAACUGCAGGGUAAGUCACCUUUCAAUCUCUCUUGCCAGCCCUAUCUGCUCUGUGCCCCUUUUUCCUUACCCAACUAUCGUCCAUAAUCUAAC
Molecule: messenger RNA, 2454 nt
Organism: Pseudogymnoascus destructans
Lineage: Eukaryota; Fungi; Ascomycota; Leotiomycetes; Thelebolales; Thelebolaceae
Exons: 4
Coding region: 477-2375 (632 amino acids)
Molecular function (GO): pseudouridylate synthase activity
Source: RefSeq, a predicted model, not a curated record